Molecule: messenger RNA, 2014 nt
Organism: Alosa alosa (allis shad)
Lineage: Eukaryota; Metazoa; Chordata; Actinopteri; Clupeiformes; Clupeidae
Gene: mknk2b
Product: MAPK interacting serine/threonine kinase 2b
Exons: 12
Coding region: 385-1911 (508 amino acids)
Biological process (GO): peptidyl-serine phosphorylation; intracellular signal transduction; protein autophosphorylation
Cellular component (GO): cytoplasm; nucleus
Molecular function (GO): calcium-dependent protein serine/threonine kinase activity; calmodulin binding; calcium/calmodulin-dependent protein kinase activity
Source: RefSeq, a predicted model, not a curated record
UGUGCUCGUAGGCGAUUGGGUGGGCCGUGCUCACAGCCGAAGGGGGCAGGAUUAGCCAGUGAGAGGGGUGGAGAGGUACGUGAGGUUAUAAAAAGCUGGGUGAUCAUAAACAAGCACCUUCCCCACGAAAAACACCACCAGGACUGUACGGUCGACAUCUGCGGCUUUGAAGCAGAGGGUCAAACAACGGCGUCAAGACUGGAGCCUUAAAGAAAAUAACGGGGGUUCCCGUUUAAAACAACCACAGUCAUCCACCCACCGCCGUAAUCUGCAUUGAUUCUGAAACGGGCCACUGUUUUGGAAUUAACUGCAAAUUGCCAUACAUCUCGACUACCGCUUACACCGCUACAGACCCGAAGCGUGUUGCCCCUUAUCCAGGACAAAAUGGUGCAAAACAAGAUCACAGAAGUAACUGGAUUCCAUCGGUCAUUCAAGGGCCAAAACCCCUUUGAAUCCGAUGAGUUCUCCAAAACAGGAUCCCAUCUCAUUGAUUCGACCUUCAAUUUUGACUGCUCUGCCCGACCUGACAUGCCAUCCAGCCAGCCAAUCGAUAUACCAGAUGCCAAGAAGAGAAACAAGAAGAAAAAGAGGUGCCGGGCAACUGAUAGCUUCUCUGGACGCUUUGAGGAUGUGUACAGACUCCAGGAAGAGAUUCUAGGAGAAGGUGCAUAUGCUCGUGUCCAGACCUGCAUCAGCCAAAUUACCAACAAGGAAUAUGCUGUCAAGAUCAUUGAGAAAAGACCUGGACACAGUCGCAGCAGAGUGUUCCGGGAAGUUGAGAUGCUCUACCAGUGUCAGGGACACAGAAAUAUACUGGAGCUGGUGGAGUUCUUUGAGGAGGAGGAGAAGUUCUACCUGGUGUUUGAGAAGCUGAGAGGAGGUUCCGUCCUGGCUCAUAUCCAUAAGCGGCGGCACUUCAGCGAGCAGGAGGCCAGCAUUGUGGUGCAGGACAUUGCCAGUGCACUGGAUUUCCUCCAUAAUAAAGGUAAGUCAGUACUGUGUGUGUGUGUGUGUGUGUGUGUCAGUCAGUCACUGGAAAUACAGCUCAGCACAGCUCCGCUCAGCAGUCAAAAGCCAAGAGGAAGCAUUUCCUCUGCAGUCUGCACCAUCUCCAACAGCUCCCUCUCUGUCCAUGACACGCCAUGGGAGUCCUCAAUGUACAGCUGCCUUUGCAAAUGGUCUCAGGUACUGAAGCAAAUAACUCAUCCCUCGUUCCCUCUCUCCCUCCAGUGUGGUUCUGCUGAGUACAUGGCUCCUGAAGUGGUGGAGGCCUUCAGUGAGGAGGCCACCAUCUACGACAAGCGCUGUGACCUCUGGAGCCUGGGGGUCAUCCUCUACAUCAUGCUGAGCGGCUACCCGCCCUUCGUGGGCCACUGCGGCAGCGACUGUGGCUGGGAAAUGGGCGAACCGUGCCACGCAUGCCAGAACACCUUGUUUGAGAGCAUUCAGGAGGGGAAGUAUGAGUUCCCCGAGAAGGAAUGGGCCCACAUUUCUCCAAGUGCCAAAGAGCUCAUCUCCAAACUGCUGCUCCGGGACGCCAAGCGCCGCCUCAGCGCCGCUCAGGUCCUCCGCCACCCAUGGGUGCAGGGGGGUGCUAUCCAUACCCCUUCCUCCAUUCUACUGCAGAGGAACAGCAGUGCUAGGGACCUGACCUUCUUUGCGGGGAAGGCGGUAGCCAUGAAUCGUCAGCUGGCAGAGCAGGAGGGUCUGGAGGCGGAGCAGGAGCAGGAGGGGGCGUGUCCCCUGGUGGUGACGGUGGGCUCGGCCUCCGUCCGGCUGACUCCUCCCUCUAACUCCAAGCUGGCGGCGCGGCGGCGCCACAGGAGCAGCCUGCUGAAGGGCGCGCCCGUCUCCGCCUCCGAGCUGCGCCAGCUCCUCGCCCCCCUCGUCAUCAUGGGAGACUGUGCCUGAAACCACCCACCCUGCCCUAAACUGCCACCAACCACCCUGCCCUAAACUGCCCCCAACUACCACCACCCUGCCCAAACCACCCACCCUGCCCUAAACUGCCCCC